UUUUUUUAGUUAAAAAAAAAAUAUUGGAAUUUAUUUUUAUAUAAAAUGUAAAAUCUUGCAGAUAUAGAUGAAAAAUACGAACUACUAUUUGUCAUAUUUUUCAUAUUUUAUAUUUUUAUUUUACCGUUUUGUAAGGUAUUGUUUGGAUUGAUUAGUUAUUUUCUAUCUUUAAAAAACAAAAAAUAAUAAUAGUUUUUAUAAAAAGUCUUAAAAACUUACCAUGGAAAACUAUUAUCUCCGAAAAAAUUAUCUUAAAAAAAUGAGGUAUUUUUAAUAUCUCAAAUUUUAAAAUAAUUUUUAGAAGUGUUUAGAAAGCAUCUCAAAUAAUUUUUCUUUAAGGGUUUGUUCGUAAAAUAAAUUAUUUUUAGAAUAAAUUUAAAAUAUUUUAGAUAUAGUUUUAUAAAAUACUUCAAAUAUAAAAAAAAAACUGCUAUUUUUCAUAAAUUGAAUUUUAUUUCCAAAAACUAUUUUUAGACGGGCUGGUUUUUUAUUACCUUUUAAAAAACGUCGUCAAAACAAGCGUGGUUUAUAAUAACUACGGUGUGGCGCAUGAACACCGGAUACUUUUUUUUUCCCAGAUAAAUCCUAAAAUCACCCGAAUGUCAGUUCUCUCUAAAAACCCUAAUCCCUCUUGGUCUCACUCUUCCUCGACCGUGGAGAAGGAGAAGAAAGCGAGUGAUUCAACAAUCUCCCUUCCUUCGCCAACUGUAGAACGCUUUAGUUCCAAGGAGCAUCUCAACACCUCACAGACCAAACCCCAUAUCUCCACACAAAUGGCACUGGUUGUGAUUUGUGGGCAACCCUGCAGUGGGAAGUCAACUGCUGCAGUCUGCCUAGAUGGAGCUCUAAAAGACUCGGAAUCCAAACUGACGGUCAGGGUAAUUGAUGAAGCCUCCUUUCAUCUUGAUCGCAAUCAAUGCUACGCCAAUAUGACUGAAGAAAAAAUGUUGAGAGGAGUGCUCAGAUCUGAAGUUGAUAGAUCUGUGUCAAAAGACAGUAUUAUCAUAGUGGAUUCCUUGAACAGCAUCAAGGGUUACAGAUACGAGUUGUGGUGUUUGGCUCGUGCUGCAGGUAUAAGAUAUUGCGUGCUGUUUUGUGAUGUAGAGGAAUCCCAUUGUAGAACAUGGAAUGAACAACGCAGCGAGAAUGGAGAAGCUUCAUAUGAUGAUAAAAUAUUUGAAGAUUUGGUAAGAAGGUUUGAGAAACCAGAUAGAAGAAACCGAUGGGAUUCCCCCUUGUUUGAACUAUGGCCAUUUAGAGAUGGGAUAGAGAAAUCCUCUGCUGCCAUUUCAGAUGCUGUUUCAUACUUGACAAAAAAGGCCGACUCAAAAACACGAGACAUCAAAAUUCUGCAGCCUACAAUAGCAACAAAAAGUGCCCGGUUCUCAGAGGCCAAUUCGCUCUAUGAGAUGGACAGGGCAACACAGGAGAUCAUCAAUGCUAUUGUGGAAGCACAAUCCCAGGCAGUUGGAGGGCCUGUAAAUGGCAUCUCUCUGGGCCAGGGAUUAGCACCUAUCAAUAUCUCAAAAUCAGUUGGACUGCCAGAGCUACGAAGGCUGCGACGAACAUUCAUAAAACUGACUGGACAGACGAGCUUAAGCGGGCCGCCCCCACCAUCUGAUUCAGACAGUGCAAAGAGAAUGUUUGUGGAUUACUUGAACAGAGAAUUAGGAAGUGCUUAACAGGAGGGAGUGAUAGAUAUUUUGCUUGGAUCCUCAGGUAUGUGAUCCAGUUAUUUUUCAUGCUAACAAAUAUGGAGUACUACCAGCUUGUAUUACUCAUUAUCAUUUUGUUAUAUAAAAGCAACCAAGUGAGUUUAAUAGCAGAUGGAAUGUUAUUGAGGAGGA
Molecule: messenger RNA, 1847 nt
Organism: Vitis vinifera (wine grape)
Lineage: Eukaryota; Viridiplantae; Streptophyta; Magnoliopsida; Vitales; Vitaceae
Product: protein KTI12 homolog
Exons: 2
Coding region: 600-1682 (360 amino acids)
Source: RefSeq, a predicted model, not a curated record